Messenger RNA from Vigna unguiculata (cowpea), 625 nucleotides. Its product is annotated as putative WRKY transcription factor 75. The record is from RefSeq and is a predicted model, not a curated record. Gene Ontology annotation, biological process: regulation of DNA-templated transcription. Lineage: Eukaryota; Viridiplantae; Streptophyta; Magnoliopsida; Fabales; Fabaceae. Gene Ontology annotation, molecular function: sequence-specific DNA binding; DNA-binding transcription factor activity.
CAUAAUACAUAUCUCUUCUCCUUUAUUUCUUCUUCAAUGGACAAAAAUAUCUCAUCUUCAUCUUCAUCUUCAUCUUCAUCUUCAUCUUCUUCUUCUUCUUACUUUAAACUUGGUGAUCAUCACGUUAAGCCAUCCCAGAAAGUUGGAGAACAAAUCAAACAACGCAGAUUUGCAUUUCAAACAAGGAGUCAGGUUGAUAUACUCGAUGAUGGAUAUCGUUGGAGAAAGUAUGGAGAAAAGUCCGUCAAAAACAAUAAAUUCCCUAGAAGCUACUACAGAUGUUCAUAUCGAGGUUGCAAUGUGAAGAAACAAAUCCAACGGCAUAGCAAAGACGAAGAGAUUGUGGUAACAACCUAUGAAGGCACACAUUCUCAUCCUGUGGAGAAGACAAGUGAAAGUUUCGAGCAGAUACUCAGAAAUCAUCACAUAUAUAGUCUCACUCCAUAAUUACAGUAUCUCCAAAAAUGUUGCAAAACAUGUAGUGGAUAUCGUUUUUCAAUUUGUUUUCAGUUUCAACUUCUGAAAUUUUCAUUCUUUAGACUAAGAGAUUAAAGAGAGAGAGGAAAAAAGUAAGAAUAUCUCAAUAUAUUUAGAUAUAAUACAUUCUUUCUAUUAAUUUCUUUUA